UCAGUGCUGUAGUGCAAACCAAGCCCCCCCCCCCCCCCCCUCUGACUUCCCACUGCAAACUUAGCAGGAGAGCAGGAGUAAAGAGGAAAGUUAACAAGUGAAAAAGGCAGAAGAAGCAACUGUUAGGACUAAGCCAAGCCAUUCCAAUUGUGCAAGUUAAUUUGGAAGGAUGCUAUCAGCCGGGAGUUUUAAAAGCAUCAUGCUAACAUUUAACUUCUUCUUACUGAUUUGUGCGCUGAAUUCUGUGGGUUCAAGAGCAGAAGAUGGUAUCACCACAACCCCAAUAAGUCUAUCAGCUACAAUGGCAACAGCUACCAUUGCUUCAACAGAAGAAACAAGCUCGAGUUCAACUUCAGAACCGACUUCUACUUUAUCAACAGAGGACCCUAGUUUACUUAGCUCCAGUUCAGCUUCACAAGAAAGAGAUGGAACAAGCACAACAGCCUCAGCAGUUACUAGCCAGCAUACCCAAAUAACUACAGAUACAACUUUGAAAGAAACAGUGUCAUCAACUCAACAAGACAAUACAAGUCCAAACACUAAAAUGUUCAGCAGUUCAGACUCCAUAUCCAAUACUGGCAGUGAAAUCAGUACAACGGAGUCUACAGAAGGCACAGCAGGGGCUAAAUUUAAGGAGAGAUCAGGCAUUAGUCCUGAAGACUUAGACAACAACAAGCAUGAAUCUCAGGAUGAAAGCAGUCCAGCUCCCACAAAGAAGCCAGAAAAGUCUAAGACGGUACUAGCUGCACUGCUCACAGUGGGACUUCUGCUGGCAGCAAUGAUAAUUGCUGGGUAUUUCCUUUCCCAUAAGCAGAAAUGGAGCCCAAAACCAAAAAGACUGGAGGAAACAGAUCAGAACUGUGUUGAAAAUGGCAGCCACGGAGGGAAACUAGUGUCUGUUAACACUUUGGAGCCAGAGGAUCAACAAGACAAGUCAAACCUGAAUGGAGGGGCUCAAGAAAAUGGUAACAGUGAAAUCAGGGUAACAGCAAUGAAGAACGAGCGGUCAAAUAAACAGGCUGACACUGAACUGUAACAGGACCAUAGGAGAGGAGUGUUUUUUGAGGAAACAGAAAACAAGAUAUGAUGCUUUAUACCUGUUGGAAUACCAGCUAGAUUCACUGGAGCUCGAUAACCCAUAUUUGUCUACAAAUGCACGUAAAAGCAUGAAAAUUACUCAGUGCUGUCUUGAAGCUAGUUUAGACAUUAGCAACGGGAUUCAAAAUAAUACUCACCUCAAAACAGAGGAAAUGAGUGAACUGAGUGUAGUAUGGAGGAAAUGAAUUCAUUGACCCUGUGAGAACAAACAAAACAAUAAAAGCACAAGAAUUUAUAUUCUGAUACCAGCUGAAUAACUACUUGUUUUUCUAACCCUGUAUACAUUCAACCUGCAUCUACCACCUCAGUUUUCAUUAUUUUGCAUAUAAUAAGAAGCAGACUUCAUACUGUACAAGAUAAAGACACCCACUACCCAACGGCUUGAAUGCCUUUGAAUUAUGACUGCAUCGUGGCAUGCCACUAUUUUUCCUGUGCAUCUAGAAUUUUUUAAUUGCUUAUCUGUACAGGCUGAAUUCUCUGCAGCAAGACUGUCUCUGUCUUUUUGAAUUAUGUAAUAUGAACUAUGAUAUUCUUCAAACACUGAAUCUUUUUUUAUGGUUACUAAGCUUCUUAAGUUUUUCCCAACAUGUGCAGUGUGUGUGUGUGUGUGUGUGUGUGUGUGUGUGUGUGUGUUCCACUAAAAAUGUAUUCUUUUGCAAAGGGUUCCAACAAUAUAAGUGCAUUAUACAGUUACAGCUAUAACCACAAAGGGAAGAUUCUUAUCAAAUUUAGUAACUCAAAAUGUGUAGGUAAACAAAUGCCAAAGAUAUGGAAUAUGGGAACCAUGCUUCAACCAAAUUAUUAAAAUACUGCCUUUUUUUAAUAGUGUUUAGUUUGUUAACUUUGUGAGUAAAUGUAAAUCUACAUUAUGUCUUAAUAAAUAAUUCUAGACCAUGGAAAACAUGAAAAAACUGUUCAACUAAAAACUGUUCUGUGGAAACAUUUACAUUCCUUUGUAGUGUAAGAAUUGCUGUUUGUAUGUUGUGACCGUGUAAGAAACGAUUACAGAUUGCAAUUCAAAAAAAUAUGUAUUAUAUGCUCUCUGAUGCCAACAUGUUUAAGAAUAGUCACCUUUUUUGGCCAUCAACAAAACAAUCACCAAUUUGAGCAUACAACUUCAAUGACUGCUGACAGAAAGUUUCUCAAAAUUUUCUGCUAAAUGUAGCCUUUGGUCUUAAGAAAUAGAGAACUGAAAAACACUGGGCAAGUUUUCCCUUGUUUUAAAAGACAAUAAAUAUGCAUAAUGCUUCCAAACCUAAAAUCAUUUGAUACUGCAUGUCCCAUUCAGUGAGGUUUCCAAAGAUCUGUGUUCAACCAUAGUUUUCCCUUUAGUACAGCUCAAUAAAGAACACAGCACAAUACAGUCAUACACUUUAACUCAAAGUAUGUUUCCUUAAAGGCAUAUUUAUACUAAGUAGCUUGUUUUGCUGAAUUGCUCGAUUUUUUUUUUUACUUAGGAUCAGUGAAUCUUGGAAAAUGAGUGGGACAAAAACAUGCACUUUAAAAGUGCAUUUUGCUCUGUCAAGCAUUAGUGUGAUUUCAGAGUUACUAUAUAUAAGCAAUGAGCAUAUUGGGGGGUUGAUAGGAGACUUGCCCCCUGUAAGAAACACUUGUUGUGUAUAAUUUUAUUUACAAUUGUUUUUUUUUUCUUUUAGUUAAAUUACAUUUUGUGGUAAUACUGCUGAUAGGUUUAAGUUCUCUGUGUUUUGUUUGGGUAUACUAUAGUGGACCCUUACAUCCAGAAGUCUAAGAAUCAUGGGAAAAAGAAACAGUGUAUCUGAGGCUGCAUAGGCUUCUAAACAACUAAUUUCUAUGGUAGUGGACAAUGGGGGCUUACACCACAAAAAAUAGGCAAGAAAAUAUCCCCAGAUCCCUCUUCAUUUAGAUCUAGUUAGGUAUGGGAUGUAUAUUUUCAAUGGGGGGGGUGACCUUACCCCAAAUGCACCUGGAUUUCACAUGAUUUACAUACUUGGCCACUCAGGAAAGCAGUGAUGCUGUCAGGGUACAGAGAUGAUGCCCAUUUGUGUCAGAAUUCACUCAUGACUGAAUGGAGAAAACAUAGGAACUGAUGUCUCCUGCAAAUGUGUUAUUAUGUUUGAAGGCAUUAAUUUUGUAUGUUAUGCAAUGAAAUGACAGACUUUUGCUUUUGGAUACUGAGAGGCACUGCUGUUACAGAUACCAAGGUGGCAGCCCUCUUUGAGGACUGAUACAUCUCAGUCUGUUGCAUAUGAUAACUGAGGAGAAAAGGGUAAAAUUGUGCUAGUCUUAAUAGACUGGAACAUAACAUGUGGUCAGGCUUGCCCAACCUCAGCUGCAGAUGGCCACCAUAUCCUAAUUUCCCCCAGUGCCUGCUGUAGGCAUACUGCAGUUUAAGGAAAAUAUUUUUGUCAUGCCUUUAGAAGUACCCCGAAUUUGUCGAACUAUUUGUACCUCAUAAAUUGCCUUCUUCCUAAAAAAAUGUUUGAUUUUUUUGGUACAUUGCUUGGAUUAGUCAGUCAAUUAUGACAGUCAAAGUUCCACACAUUUUAUUGUUCAGAAAAUCCAUACUGAUGCAAAAAAAAAAGUUAAUGAAAUCACCAGAUUAAUUGAAUUAGAGUGAUAUUUAAAAAUUGUUACUGGUUUUGGACUUUUGUUCCCCCCAUUGUUUUUGGCUUUGUCCAGAAAUCUUAGGAAAGAAUUUGAGAGGCAUGAGCUCUACUAAGUCUCAAUGAACUACUAAAUAGCAACUGCUUGCACCUUUUUAGUCAGUUUUACUGGCCUAAACACCAAGCAUUUUCACCUCCUUAAUGUUUAUAGUGCCACAGCCCUGUUCUCAGUCUCACCUAAUCACCUGCAUCAUGACUUUCACCCUUCUGGUGGUACUUUAGUAAGAAAUCAGUAUCUUGCAUUGAUUUCAGGCCCCAUCCCCCUUACACCUGCGUCUUCCUCUUGCUGGUGCUGUCUUACUUUAACAUUAGUAUCCUACCCUAUAUCCAGAAAGUCUGGGGGAUUACCAGUUAACAGCCAACUAGCUCUGCCAGGGCCUUGCAUGCAGUGCAUACAACAGGCUCCUUUACAAACACACUUCUGGGCUUGUCAACAUCAGCCAAUUACAGAAGCCAGCAUCACCAGCUACCUUGGUCUCAAUCAAUAAACUCUGCUCCCCUUAUGUAAGAGCUACCCAUCCAUCACUUUAUUCCAUUCAUCCCUGCUCAGCCUCCAGCAUCAUAAUCACUGUUCAAUUCCCAAUCACCAACAAAGCAGUCAGGAGCAAAAUCUGUCUGCCAGUAGACUAGAGACAGGGGCCUCGUUCUAUGUUCUCCCCAUUCAGUCAACUAAUGCAGAGCGAUUUGAGAUGACUAGUACAUUGGUAUGCAGUAAGUAUCUACAUACAGCGCACUAUAGCCAAAACUCACCAGUCCUCAGAGCAGUAGCCUUGUACAUUGGGCUACUGACCAACAGCAUGCUAAUAUGUACCUUAUGUAGUAAUAAUGAAUGAGGUACAACAGUGGACAUGUUCUUCUAAUCUGUGGACAAAACAGCCAUGCAAAUAUAAGUACCCUGAAUAAACCAUGUACUUCCCCUAUAAGUGACAUCAGAGCGCCAUCAACAUAGUCACCACAGGCACACAUUGCAGUGUUACAUCAUCAAUAUGGCAUACAAAUCUGUCAGGCAAAGAGUAGGUGAUGUUUCCCACUCUUUGAGAGCAGCUGAACACCGGUCCAUGACCAGAGUCUGCAGACUGACUGUCUCUAGACAAACACUCUGAUACGUUACACCACAUUUUUUUUCAUUUCAUACAUUUGUAAACUGGGAAAACCCAUUGAACACAAGUGUGACAUGACAUAUUAAGCAUAUGGUGGUGGAAGAAAUCAAACCCUGUACCUUUGGCUAUAGGAAGAAGCAUGUCAACAUCUCAGAGCCUUAAUCAUCUAUGCUGUCAGAUAUCAUGCACAUUUAACAUACAUACUCUGGUACAAAAGUGGUGAUAUCAGAUGGCAAAUGUGUUAGUAAGUUUGAAGCCAUUAAUUUUGUUUGUUAUGUAAUACAAUGAUGGACUUCUGAUUUUGGAUACUGUGAGGCAUUACUGUUGCAGUACUGAGGUGGCAAAUCCACUGUUCUAUUUAGUGUUCUGCCACCAUGAGUACAGUGAUGCACUGCUCUAUAUGCAAAUUCACAAGAUUCUUCUGACAAUUACACACUACAUUUUCUGGAUAACAGAGACAAGCUCAUAGCAGCUACACGAGGUAUGCUGCAAUGUUUUCUGAGUGUCACUCCCAAUCUUACGUGGUUGUUAGAGUAGAAUUAUGCACAAUCUGAAGUAGUGCCCAUCAAGUCACCCUCCUACACAUUCAAUUUCACAGUGGCAUUUAAUUUAGUAACAUUCUGGAUGCUAGAAUCUUGUAAAGAAAUGAAGGAUUCUGUUUAGAAACACUGUUUUUUUGCUCCUUACAAUACAUAACCUAAUUUCAGAUUAGUAACUGAAUAUAUUGUUUUAAUAUUACAUUACAGGAAAUCCCAGCAGCAGCAUCUAAUUAUUAUUGUAAUAGUUUUAUAUUGUUAAAUAGUGAUCUUAAUUUUUAAUGUAAUAUGUUAGUUGUCAUGGUGCUACAAGCUGUUAUAUAAGUAGGAAAAUGUAUGAAAUAGACAAACGCAUGUCAGCUUUCUUUUGCCAAAUGAUUUCAACAGUAGCUGCUACAUCUGUAGGGAUGUUAUGUGAAACGAACAGGAAGUCAUACACGUUAGCAUGCUAUUUUUCAUUGCAGUGGAACCCCAUGUUGUUUGCUGUAUCCUGUUGGUAUUUAUCACUUUUUCUCCUUACAUCCAUGCUCCUGAGGUAACAGUGAGAGCUAUGCUGUCAGAUACAGAAAGACGUGAUAAAAGGAUGUGCCCUCUAUCUGCUGGCCAGGGCAAAAUGGGCAUUUCUAGUCGAGCAACAUCCAACAGCCUGAGGCACUUUGACUAUCAACAUCUUCCUCCAUUUGUCUAGCCUGCCCCCAGGAUCCUGUUCUCCCUAGUUCAUAAGUGAGCAGGGCAUCUUUAUAAGACGCUAAAGCAUAAUCCAGCAGGGCGUCUUUAUGGGACACUAGAGCAUAAUCCAGAAUUUAACUUCAGGGAGAGUACCAAAGGAGCAAAAAUUGCAAGGAAGAAUCCAUGCUGCUACAUCAGCUUGUGAACAUCAGUUUUAUCAGCCAACAUCCUUAUGGUAAAACACUCCUAAAAGUUCAAAUCACAUGAGUCAUGACAUUGGUGUUCAAAGACACAUAGAACUGUAUGGAAAUUAAUCUUUUUAUGUGAUGUGAAUUAAGGGUAUUAAGGUAGAGACAGUGGACUUUAAAAAAAAUGGACUUCAGUUGAUCAAGAAAAUAUAGACCAGUCUGCCCUGUACAAGAGCAGAUCAAUGAUGCCUAAUUAAUAACUGUUAAAACUAACCACUGAAUGCUAUGCUUAUCAAUAAAAUUAAAACCAGA
Protopterus annectens (West African lungfish) is the source of this 6548-nucleotide messenger RNA. RefSeq names its product CD34 molecule (gene CD34). Bases 170 to 1036 code for a protein of 288 amino acids. Gene Ontology annotation, cellular component: membrane. Gene Ontology annotation, biological process: cell adhesion. The transcript is spliced from 10 exons. Lineage: Eukaryota; Metazoa; Chordata; Ceratodontiformes; Protopteridae. The record is from RefSeq and is a predicted model, not a curated record.